UGCUAUUAGUCUGUGAAAAACAUUUAUAUCGACUAGUUAACUUGUAUCUACGUUGUAUGUUUACAUGCAAACAGCUGAUGCUGACAGUGGGUUGAGUUUACGAACUUUUCACCGAAUUGUUUUCAGUUUUCUGUGAAUUGGUGUCAAAGAAUUGUGUCAAAAUAUUCGGAAUCGCUGAAAAACUGAGAUGACUUCAGUCGUCAAAGUGAUAAAGAGCGUUGGUCCAAAACUAGUACCAUUUUUGAAAACAGUUGCCGUUUACUUCGUCAUUUUUAUUCCAAAAGACAAGCCGUCAGUUCUUAGCACAAUUUUGAAAUGCCUCCCCAUCGUAAGCCUAAUGCUUUUUGUUCUACUACAUGGAAUGAAUUUAAAAGAUGAAUACAAAUACUCGAGAAGGAUUCUGACGGGACUAAUUUUUUGCUGUAUUGGAGAUGCGUUACUCAUUUGGAACAAUUACUUUGACUUAGGAAUGCUGGCAUUUAUUAUAGGGCAUGUAGAGUAUGUUAGAGCAUUUGGUUUCAGACCUCUUAAUUUAAAAUUAGGACUGUUUUUAUAUUCUCUAGGAAUAACUGUUUUACUAUAUCUACUGCCAAAUCUUCAUGGAGUGUUUACGAUUGGAGUUCCAAUAUAUAUAUUUGUUAUAACCACAAUGCUGUGGAGAGCAAUAGCAAGAGUUCAGUUCUUUGAGGAUUUAUGGACUUGGAGCAAACUAGGUACAUGCGCAGGUAGCAUCUUAUUUGCAUUAUCCGAUCUUAUCUUAGCGAUUGACAGGUUUAAGUACAAUAUCGACUAUGUACAGGUACUUGUGAUGUCCACCUACUACGCAGCGCAAGUUGGCAUAGCUGUAAGUGUAGUGGAUGCAACAUCUUCAGAACAACUAGCCAAACACAAGAAAACGUAAAUGUGGCUGGCCUAUAAACCAAAUAUAUUAAGCUCAAAGUUUAAGCCAAAAAAACUGGAUGUAUUUUCAUUUCUUGUAAACAUUUUAAGAUUUCAUCUACUCGUAGGUGUAAUUGUCUCCUUAUUACCCUGAACAAAUCAUGAUAUGAAUAGAGAGUAGACAAAAAAAGAACAAAAGUCAUAAUCCUAUAGUAUUAAAACAGUUUUCAUUGAAGUCCUAAGAAAGCUUGGACGAAUAAAAAUGUUUUCACAGUCAAAAGUAUAUUCACUUAAUUGUAAUUCUUGACUUGUUAUGGUGAAUUCAAGCACACUAAAUUAGCAAAGUGACAACUGACAAUUAUCUAUCAGCAGAAAAAAAUUGAUGUUUAGGUAGGUGAACAAAAUUACAAGUUGCAUGUAGUAUGAAAGGGCGAGAAGCAUUAAAAUUUCCGAGAAACUUGAAAUCUUAUCUACUGUUUCACGUGAAAUAGGAAUGUAGGGUUAUGCUUCUUUUUUUACUAAAUCAGUAUAAAUGUUACUUUCUGUCACAGAAUUUUCAGUAAGACUUGAUUGUAAGCGAAUAUGUGGAUUUGUAUCUCAUACAUACAUACAUACACUAUUCUAUUGUGUAGAUUUCAAACUGUUAUUCAAAGCCAUUAUGUAACUUGUACGAUUUUAUUUAUAAUUUAAGUAUUCUCAUACUCGUUGAAAAGUCUUCCCAUUUUCAACCUUUCUUUCUAAUUUGUAUUUAAAAUAUUCAACUCUUUUACUGUAAUGGUAGACUGCACUAAAUAGACUAUUUAUGUACUUUACUAUCUGUGAUUCAAUGUUUUAGGUAUAUUUCCAUAUGUGGUUAGGUUGUGAUAUAGAAUAUAAUUGAAAUAAAGAAUUAUGAAUGUUAA
This is a messenger RNA of Leptinotarsa decemlineata (Colorado potato beetle), 1781 nucleotides long. Its product is annotated as lysoplasmalogenase TMEM86A. The record is from RefSeq and is a predicted model, not a curated record. NCBI's taxonomy places the organism in Eukaryota, Metazoa, Arthropoda, Insecta, Coleoptera, Chrysomelidae. Gene Ontology annotation, molecular function: hydrolase activity. Gene Ontology annotation, cellular component: membrane.